UAAAACCCUAGCUACAGAGUCCACCGGCAGCGCCUGCGUCGAAACCUGCCCAACACCUCCAGGUCGGGUUAAAGGCUUGCUGGAUCAGAGUCUAAACCAUCUGGCAAGUUGGUUUUCUGUGGGACGUAACGGUGGAGAGUCUAGAGCUGGUGAAGCGCUUUGUUCUCUGCCCUGGGUGUCUUUAGGGGAGGAGAAACUCAGUUUCGAACUGGUCGCCGGAAGUAAACCCUCUGCGGGUCGGUUGGCCGAGACCAAGAGAGAACGCUCAGACCGGUUAUCUGAAUUGGAAUAUAUCUCCAAUGGAGAUUAAUUUGGGGAAACUUCCAUUCGAUAUUGAUUUCCAUCCUUCCAACACGCUCGUUGCUGCAGGUCUGAUUAAUGGAGACCUGCACUUGUAUCGUUAUGGUGCCAAUUCCUUACCACAAAGGCUAUUGGAGGUUCACGCCCAUGGCGAAGAAUCUUGUAGAGCUGUUCGUUUUAUCAACGAGGGACAUGCAAUUGUGACCGGUUCUCCAGACUGCUCAAUUCUUGCCACGGAUGUGGAAACUGGAUCAGCUAUUGCUCGGCUUGAACAUUCUCAUGGGGCUGCCAUUAAUCGAUUGAUCAACUUGACUGAAACAACCAUUGCCUCGGGAGAUGAUGAAGGAUGUAUUAAGGUAUGGGAUACCAGACAACAAUCUUGCUGCAACUCCUUUGAUGCUCAUGAAGAAUAUAUUUCAGAUAUGACUUUUGCAUCUGAUUCCAUGAAACUUUUGGGAGUGAGUGGAGAUGGGACUCUAUCUGUUUGCAAUCUUCGAAGAAAUAAGGUCCAAGUUCAGUCUGAGUUUUCAGAAGAUGAGCUACUGUCUGUUGUUAUAAUGAAGAACGGUCGAAAAGUUAUUUGUGGAACACAGAGUGGAGCUCUAUUACUGUAUUCAUGGGGCCAUUUCAAGGAUUGCAGUGACCGCUUUAUUGAUCUCUCUCCAAACUCCGUUGAUGCUUUAUUGAAGCUUGAUGAAGAUAGGGUCAUUACUGGAUCUGAGAAUGGACUCAUCAGCCUGGUAGGCAUAUUACCAAACAGAAUAAUCCAACCAAUUGCAGAGCAUUCAGAAUAUCCUGUUGAGCGCCUUGCCUUUUCUUUUGAUAGAAAGUAUCUUGGCAGUAUAUCACAUGACCAGAUGUUGAAGCUAUGGGAUUUGGAUGAUCUAUUGCAAGGUUCUGGAAGUACUCUAAGGAGUCGAGAAGCCAUGGCAGACAGUGAUAGCGAUGAAAUGGAUGUGGAUGCUAAAGAGACCAAAAGAAAAACAGCGAGUAAUGGACAAGCUCUUAACAGCUCUAGUAGCUUUUUUGCUGAUUUGUAGUGAGAUGAUGGAACCACUCCUUUUACAACUUGGUGGUAAUUGAACAUUUCUGAGAGAAAGUCCUCAUUCACAAAUGCAAAGGCAUACAUCAGUCCUGUACGUUGGAAGAAUGCUUUGGUUACUAGGAAUAAAUAUUGUCGUGGGUGAAGUGUGCUUUCAAAGUUUUGGUUUAUUUAUUACCUUGCAUUCAAGAGUCUGAAAUUUUUUAUGAAACAAGUGUUGUUAUUAUCCAUAUUAUCAACCAAUGAAAUGUAGAAAUUGAUUCCAUUCGUAUGAUUA
Molecule: messenger RNA, 1619 nt
Organism: Vitis riparia (riverbank grape)
Lineage: Eukaryota; Viridiplantae; Streptophyta; Magnoliopsida; Vitales; Vitaceae
Product: WD repeat-containing protein 55-like
Exons: 15
Coding region: 300-1340 (346 amino acids)
Molecular function (GO): protein binding
Source: RefSeq, a predicted model, not a curated record